AUGGGGGAUCAUGUCAAAGUCCACAUAGACGACAUCCACAGCCCCACCCUGAUCGACCCUCUUGGAUACUUCCUGGAAGAACUCUCAAGCGAUUUAGUCAUGUUUGAUUGCAAGAGUCAGGCGAGCGAGACAACAGGCCACCCUUCGCGCCCUCGAGUUCAGGUUAAAUUCAGAUGCUGCGGCACCAUGCAGGCUUCCUGCCGCCGUGUUGUUAACCACUUGCAACUGAGUUCAGCUGCCGUCCUUUGUCCCUGCGUAUCCGACUCCAGAACACGCCCCAAUGGGAAGUUACCAACGCGAGCGGUGGGGAAUCAGCAAACGACCCCCCGCACCGGUGCAGCCGGGUGUCUAAUAGAGCGCUGCAGGCGGUGGGAUCAUUUGUGGGGUCGGGGUGCCGAGAGUGAAGAGUUCACCGGCUUCACGUCCGAUGACGAGACUCUGACCGGCUCCCUGCGCCUGGCACUCCGCUCACAGAAACACAGAACAUUAAAUGCCGACACCCCCCACCACGAGACACGGAUCCCCACCCUGCCCACCCGGACCAGCAACCCCUCCCCGCCGCGCCCCUCCGCCUCUCCAGUCCCGGUGAGGCCCCGGGUCCCCAGGAAGGGGUCCAACCCACCCCACCGCCCCAGGGCUGGGACCCCUGGCGCUCCCCGGGGAGUGGGCCGACCCCGCCGGUGGCCCCGCAAGCAGCCCCCGGCUGCGCCCCCCAGGGGACGGCGACCCCUGUCCAGGCGAGGUGGGGGGUCCGGCAGGACGCUCUUUCUCAAGGCCCGGCACCUGAGGGGCGGGAGGGGAGCCCCAAGGGGUGGGGGCGCGGGUUACGGCCGGGGCAGGGGGGGCGGGAUCAGGGCCGGGCGCCCGCGGAAGGCGGGACCCCGCGGCAGACCCCCGGGGCGCUCGGGGGAGCAGGUCAGGGUCGGACGUGGCCGUCCCCGGCUGUCCGCUCCUCCCCCCACCCCUCCCUCUUCCUCAUCCUCAUCCUCCUCCUCCUCUCCCUCCUCCUCUUCCCCCUCCCCCUCCCGCUCCCCACCACCACCCCCCUCCUCCCGGGACCCCCCCCUUAAGGCCAAGUCCCGCUUCCUGAAGAACAUCCGGCAAUUCAUCAUGCCGGUGGUGAGCGCACGCUCCUCCCGACUCAUCCGCACCCCCCGCCGCUUCAUGGACGACGAGCCCCCUCUCUCCAGGGCGCCCCCUCACCCCUCCCCUAGCCGACCCCCUUCUCCCACCCCCAGCGAGCAGCCGGUUCCCGGGACGGGGGCGCCGGAACCCUCCCCCCUCCCCCCUUCGCCCCCUCCUCCUGAGCCCCCUCCGGGGGGCGCAUCCCCCACCCCUCCUCCUGGGUCGGGGUCAGUUUCGGGGUCGGAGCCCCGCCCCCAACCCCCCGAGCCCAGGGCAACCCCGGCCAAGCCCCGGGGCAUGAGGACCAGGAGCAUGGGACCCGGCGAGAGCCCCCCUGAACCCGCCCCGCUCCCUGAGGGCACGCCUGUCCCUCCCCUCCCUGCGGAGGGGGCUUCCCACCCUCCGGAGAGCCCAGUGGGCGGGGGCCAUGGAUCUCUGGCGUCCAGCGGGGGCCAGGGGACCCCCCAACCGGCCAUCAAGGCGGAAGGAGGGGAACCGGAGCUCCUGGCGCAGACCGACGUCCUUCCCGAGGCAGGCGGCUCCCCCCCGGGGGUCUCCCGGGACAGCCAGACGCAGACGGAGGCGGCGGAUGUCAAGUGCGAGGAGGGGGGCGAGGCGGAGGUGCAGGAGGAGGAGGGGGUGGAGAGGAGGGGGGAUCCCCCACUCCGCGCGCUGGCCCUCAGCCGUCAGUCCCUCUGCAUGUCGGCCAUGGACGAACGGAUGGUCAACCUGCUGAAGGCGGCCAAGGUGCAGCUGAUCAAGAUUGACCAACAGAAACACUGGAAGUCACAGCAGCAGCUUGCCGGACAGACUGGCACGGAGGUGAGACAUCCCGGGUUGCUCCAGCCCAACAAGCCGGAGACGGGCGGCGAGGACGAGGAGGCGAUGAAGAGGAGGCUGGGCUCGGAGUCCCCCCCGCCCGAAGGGAAGAGGGCCAGAGUGGAAGUGGAGACGCAGUUACCCGUGCAGGGGCCACGGAUCAAGCAUGUGUGCAGGCGUGCGGCAGUGGUGCUGGGCAAACCCCGCGCCAUGGUCCCCGCUGACGUCCCAAGGCUCAGCGCCCUGCCCAUGCAUGAGAGGGACGGCAUCGUGACGGGCCUUAUGGAUGGUGACUCCUCGUCCUCCGAGCCAGAGAGCCCGGCCCCGCCAUUGCCGGUGCCGAAGCCCAAGCUGCCGGAGACAGAAGUGGAUGUGCUGGAGUCGGGGGCUGGGGCCGGGACAGGGGCCGAGCCGGUGCUGGGGGUGGAUUGCACCAAGCCCCAGCCCCCCACUGGCCAGCCCAAGCGGCGGGGCAACCGGUGCGGCAGCUGCAAGGGCUGCCGGAACCUGGCCGACUGCGGCAAGUGCGUCAACUGCCUGGACAAGCCCAAGUUCGGGGGCCGCAACACCAAGAAGCAGUGCUGCGUGUGGCGGAAGUGCGACAAGAUAGAACGAAGGCGACAAGAACGUCUGGCAAAUGUGCGAAAACGAACCCGCAUCUCCAUCCUCCCCACCAUCGACACCCGGCCGGUGAUGGGCAAGGACGACGAGGAGUGGCUGCCUGACUCCCGGGGAUACGCUGCCUACGAGUACAUGCUGGGAGCGGCGGGUGAGGAGGAGACCCCCAGGAACGGGGAGGCACCGCCCCCGGCCAGCGCCGAGUCCGCCCUCACCCCCGACGCCCAGCUCCAGCGCAAGUCCAUCCGCCGCACUGCCCGCCAGUGGUCCUACUAUGCCCUGUUCGAGGAGUCUGACAUCUCCGGCUCAGACGAGGACUCCAAGCAGAACCCCAACUCGCUGAAGGACGACUUGCAAUCCAUCAUCGACGAUCAAGGCCGACUGAAGCCCUUGCACCUCAAAUCCCGGAAGAGCAGAGAGAAGGACCGGCCGGUGCUCUUGAGCAAGCAGGACCAGAUGGCGCUGAGUCCCCUCAGUCCCUUUACCAAUGGCAGCAACAGCCGACACAAGGGGCCCAGCGACGGUGUGCACAGGAUCAGAGUGGACUUCAAGGAGGACUGCAGCAUCGAGAACGUCUGGUUGAUGGGCGGCCUGAGUGUGCUGUCGUCUGUGCCUGUCCUCCCCCGAGUCCUCUGCCUGCUCUGCGCCAGUCAGGGUCACCACGAGAUGCUGUACUGCCAGGUGUGCUGUGAGCCCUUCCACACGUUCUGCCUGGAGGAGAGCGAGAGGCCGGCAGAGGAUCAGAAGGACAACUGGUGCUGCCGGCGCUGCAAGUUCUGCCACGUCUGCGGGCGCAAGAGCAAGAACUCUAAGCAUCUCCUGGAGUGCGUCAAAUGUCGAGCUACGUACCACGUCGCCUGCCUGGGGCCCAACUAUCCGACCAAGCCUAACCGGAGGAGACAGACCUGGGUGUGCCCCAAGUGCGUGCGGUGUAAGAGCUGUGGAGCCACUACGCCAGGGAGGAGCUGGGACGCCGAGUGGUCUUACGACUUCACCCUGUGCAACGACUGUGCUAAGCUCUUCGAGAAAGGGAACUACUGCCCCAUCUGUACCAAGUGCUACGAGGACAAUGACUACGAGAGCAAGAUGAUGCAGUGCUCGAAAUGUGACCACUGGGUGCACGCAAAAUGCGAAGGGGUCACAGACGAGAUGUAUGAGAUCCUGUCCAACCUGCCUGACAACAUCGUCUAUACCUGCCUGCCAUGUAUGGAGGGGAGACCCGCCGAGUGGCAGGAGGUAGUCACCAACGAGCUGCUCUCCGGCCUGAAGCAAGUCCUGAGCGGCCUGGUCACGUCCCGCCUCACCGCCCACCUGCUUAAGCACAGGGAGGCACAGUCGGGCGAUGACGACUCGGACGAAGUUGACCCUGGAAUGCCCUGCGAUCUGGAUGCGGUGAAGCAAAAGUUUGACGAGGGUGAUUACACUUCGGUGUUGGGAUUCUCGGACGAUGUGGUGCGGAUCAUUCAGAGCAGCAUCAACGAGGAGCUGGAGUACCCCGAUAUGAGGCGAGCUAACAUCUCAGCCAAGGCCUACUUCAUAAAGCAAAUGGAACGCAUCUUCCCUUGGUUCAAGGUGGAGGACUCCAGGUACUGGGACCAGAGCGGAAACUUGCCCAAUGGUGUACACCCGAACGCCGUCAUGCCCCCAUCGCUCGACCACAUCUACGCCCAGUGGCGGGAGCAGACGGACGUCGGUCCCCCUUGGAACGCCACCCACAGGAACGGGCAGGAGCAGGCCGGGAGCAGGGGCGCCCGGAUAAAGGAGGAGUCUCCGGGUGGGAAGAACGGGGGCUCGGAGUCCGGCAUUGCCUUCGACCCCGAUGACGGACGCCAGUGCGCUCUGUGCCUGAAGUAUGGCGACGACAAGGUCAACGACGCCGGGCGCCUCCUGUACAUCGGCCAGAACGAGUGGACGCAUGUCAACUGCGCCCUGUGGUCGGCGGAGGUCUUUGAGGAAGGGGACGGCUCGCUGAAGAACGUGCACAUGGCGGUGGGGAGGGGCAAGCUGAUGCGCUGUGAGUACUGCCAGAAGCCCGGCGCCACCGUCGGCUGCUGCCUGUCCUCCUGUCAGAGCAACUACCACUUCAUGUGUGCCCGAGCCUGCAACUGCGUGUUUGAGGAGGACAAGAAGGUGUACUGUCAGCGGCACAAGGAUCUGGUGCAAGGCAAGACGGUCCGCGAAGACGGAUUUGAGGUGAUGCGCAGGGCUUUCGUUGAUUUCGAGGGCAUCACCCUCCGCCGGAAGUUCCUCACGGGACUGGAACCGGAGAACAUCACCAUGAUGAUCGGUUCGAUGACCAUCAACAACUUGGGGGUGUUGACGGAACUGUCGGAGUGCGAGGGCCACAUCUUCCCUGUGGGUUACCAGUGCUCCAGGGUUUACUGGAGCACGACGGAUGCCAGGAAGAGGUGCGUGUACCGGUGCAAGAUCGUGGAGUACCAUCCCCCGGCCUGGGAGAACGACAUCAACGGCACGGACGACGGAGGCAACCACACCAUCGUGCACAGUCCCAGCACCGCAGAUACCAGCGAGGUGACGGAAGCAGCGGCCAAGAGUGGUCCCCAGGUGGGCUCGCCGGAGCGCCCCUUCCCUGGACAGGGCGCCGGCCCCCUGCCCCCGCCCCGCCCCGUGCCCUGCAGCCGCAUCAAGGUGCCAAGCUACGGCGCGGCCAGCCGGUGGUCGUCGGGGAGCUCUCGGCCCCUGCCCUGUCCAGGAAGUCCGGCCUCAGUCUCCCACCACAUUCUGACCGUCAGCGACCCUGCCGUCUCCCCCAGCCGCCGCUCGCUGGUGCCCCGGAGGCACGGCCUGGCCUCCCACCACUCCGCCCCUCGCGGGAAAGUGACUUCGCCCCCCCGGGCCACUGUCUCCGCCAGCAGGGCUCCCUCCUUCAGGGCUGCCAAGGAAGCCCCCCAGCUCCCUCACCGCUUGGGCGGCGGGGCGGCAGAGAGGCCAGGGGUCGCUGUCUCCUCCACGUCCUCUUCCUCUCGGCCCCACGCCGAGCUCAGGAGCCCGGGAGGGAGCCGCCGCCGGACCCCGUCUCCUUCCCCGGCCUCUGACCUCCCCCUGCAGAGCAAACGGUCUGGAGGAGGAGGAAGAGGAGGACGAAGAGGGAGAGGAGGAGGAGGAGGGGGGGAGCGGACAGGAGGUCCGGCGUCCAGCGGCCCGCCAGCGAGCCCAGGAUCCUGGAGACCUUACGGACAGUUCGGGCCGCGGGGGGGAAGGUUCCCCCCGCCACCCCCUCCCCUCCCCUGCCCGCUCUCCUCCGCCGUCGAGCUCCUGGCCUCGCAGCUGGCCCGCGGCGGAGAGGAGGAGGAGGAGGAGAGGGGUGGCGAGGGGGAGGAGGUCAGCCCGCCACCCUCCCUCCUGGAGGACGAGGAGGACCCCGCCUUCGAUGCCCUUGACGUGGACCUCGUCUCGGCACUGGCCAAGGGCGAGCAGGUGCUGGCCGCCGCCCCUUUCCGGGACCACCCGCUGCACCUGGCGGCGCAGAUCGUGGUGGGUGAGGGCGGGGGCAAGCUGGAGGACGAGGAGGAGGACGAGGAUGAGGAGGAGGAUGACGACGAGGAGGCGGCCAACAGCUCCAGCGACGACCUGGACCAAUACUACAAACUUCGCCCGCACGGUGGUGACCGAGGAGGUGAUGGAGCAGCUGGCGUCCGAGUUGCUUCGCCCUGGACGGGAGGUCCCCCGCAUCGACCAGCUGGACGGCGUGGACGACUCGGCCGACUGCGAGCCGGCCACACGGGAGAGGCGGAGGACGAGCUCAGCAACAUCCUGCCCUCAGAGAUCAUGGACUUUGUCCUCAAGAACACCUCCGUCCUUCCUCCGCCUCAUCCACCGCCCCCGCCUCCUCCCCCUCCACCUCCGGACCCCGGCGCCCUCCAUCUUGGCUCCCCGAGCCCCCCCUGCGAGGCCUACCCGCCCCUCCCCGAGGCGCCGGCGGGAGCCGAGCCCCGCUUCCCUGAGCCCCCCCGCAUCCAGCGGGAACCGAGAGGGACUGAAGUCCAUCCCCCCCAGACCAAGCCUGCGGCCCUGGCCCCCGGGAAGCCCCCCGCCCUGCAGGUGCCCCUCCUCCAGCUGCCCAGGCCUGAGUUGCUCUACCUCAACCACGCCCCGGCCCCCCAGCAGGGCUACGGGACUGUGCUGGUGGCGCCCCCGGGACCCCUGGCCGUCCUGAGGCCGGAACUCCCCUCCCUGUCGCUGGGGGGGGCAUCCAUCCUCAACGUGGUGUCCGUCCAGCCCGGACCGGUGUUGGCCGGCACUCCCCUUGGCCUCGGGGGCUCCCACUUCCUCUCCCGGGAGUGCGGGGGUCCGGUGGGGAACCUCCUGCUCGGGGCCCAGGGCAAGCAGCAGCAGCCUCCACCCCAGCCCCUGGCCUGCCUGGUCCCCAUGCCCCAGGGUCCUGUCUCCCGGCCCCUUUUGCGGCAGCCCGCCCCCUCCCCUGCGCCCCUCAAGCACGCCCUGCCCCCGCCUGACAGGGGGCCGCCCAAGAGGCAGAAGACCUCGCACCCCUGGCCCAUCAUGGCCGAUCGCGGCAGUGUCUCGGAUGAGGCUCCCAGGGCAGUGGCCCCGGCCUCCUUGGGGAAUGGCCGUGUACGGAUCAAAACACCAACCAUCAGAGCCACCUUGGACCUGGAUCGUGUUGAAGAUUUGCACUCUGGAAACUCGCCGCAGCAGGGCCAGGAGCAGUCCGUCCGCCUGUAUGAAUCGUCGGCCAUGCGGGACGUCACCAGUCGCCACAGCAACCGCCGCAGUCUGCCCCGGGACUGGACGCGGGCCACAGCUGCCGAGCUAAGCUCGGACGAGGACUCUCUGCCCUCAUAUCAUCACGAGGAGGACGAGGACGAGGAGGACGAGGACGAGGAGGAGGAAGAUGAGGAGGAGGACGAGGACGAGGAGAAGGACAAGGAGAACUGGCAGGAGACGGAGCCGCAGCGCAAACAUGGGCCGCACCUGCGGUUCGAGAUCACCAGCGACGACGGGUUUGCGGUGUCGGCGGACAGCAUUGACGUGGCGUGGAAAGCCGUGCUGGACAAGGUUUUGGAAGCUCGGGCCAGCACUCGCCUCAAGCAGAUCUCCUUCGCAGGUAUGAGCGGCGUCCGGUGCCUGGGUCUGACCCACGAUGCGGUGCUCUUCCUUGUGGAGCAGCUGCUCGGGGCCAAGAACUGCCGCAAGUACAAGUUCCGCUUCCACAAGCACGCCGACGUGGACGAGCUCCCCCUCAACCCCCACGGCUGCGUCAGGGCGGAGGUCGGCUCCAGGAAGUCGACCUUUGACAUGUUCAAUUUCCUGGCAUCCCGGCACCGGAAGCUGCCGGAGUACGGAUUGAUGGACGAGGAGGAGGAUGAGGUUCACUUGAAAUCGGCAAGGCGAGCGACCAGCAUGGAUCUGCCGAUGGCCAUGAGGUUCAGGCACUUAAAGAAGACCUCCAAAGAAGCCGUGGGCGUCUACAGGUCUGCAAUUCACGGCCGGGGUCUGUUCUGUAAGAGGAACAUUGACGCCGGCGAGAUGGUGAUAGAAUAUUCCGGAAUCGUCAUUCGAUCUGUGUUAACGGACAAGCGGGAGAAGUACUACGACAGUAAGGGGAUCGGCUGUUACAUGUUCCGCAUCGACGAUUUCGAGGUGGUGGACGCCACCAUGCACGGCAACGCUGCCCGCUUCAUCAACCACUCCUGCGAGCCCAACUGCUACUCGCGGGUCAUCAACGUGGAGGGCCAGAAACACAUCGUGAUCUUCGCCAUGCGCCGCAUCUACCAGGGCGAGGAGCUCACCUACGACUACAAGUUCCCCAUCGAGGACGCCAGCAACAAACUGCCCUGCAACUGCGGAGCCCGCAAGUGCCGACGCUUCCUCAACUGAGGGGAGGGGAGGGGGGGGGGGGGGUGCUUCCCCGGCCGGACCACCCCACCACCUCGGAGGGCGUCCGCGUGAGGUGCAGAGGGAGCGCCGGUUCCCCAUGAUGCCCAUGUGCCCCACCUCGCCCAGGGUUUUGUGUCCGUCCCCCCCCCCUCCCCCCAGCCCCCACCCCUCGGAUGUUUGGCAUCUUCCUUUUCCGACCUCCACGGCAAGUGGGGGUGAUUCCCCCUCCUUCCGCCGGCUCUGGGUCUGUCUCCCCCCCCCACCCCAGUCCGAAGCCGUUGUGGGUGGAGGUGAUGAGAUGGGGGAGGGGAGGGCACAGCAAUGGUUGCAGGCUGGAUCCUAACAGUCCCCUCCCCUCCCUCCUCUCCCCCUCUAUCCCUCUGCUCUUCCCCUUCACCUCUUCCCCCUCCCUCCCUCGUCUCCCCCUCUACCCCUCUGCUUUCCCCUUCUCUCUCCUCUCCCUCUUUCCACCCUCUCUCUCUGCGCCCCUCCCCGCUCUCUCUCUCUGCGCCCCUCCCCGCUCUCUCUCUCUGCGCCCCUCCCCGCUCUCUCUCUCUGCGCCCCUCCCCGCUCUCUCUCUCUCUGCGCCCCUCCCCGCUCUCUCUCUCUCUGCGCCCCUCCCCGCUCUCUCUCUCUCUGCGCCCCUCCCCGCUCUCUCUCUCUCUGCGCCCCUCCCCGCUCUCUCUCUCUGCGCCCCUCCCCGCUCUCUCUCUCUGCGCCCCUCCCCCACACACCCACCCUCUCCUAAGUGUCUGGGAUGGGGGAUUGGGAACAAGACGCUCUCCUUGUGACCAGCGGCGAGAGUCUGCAUCGGGAGAACUGCCCCAUCCAUCGCCCACCCCCCCCCCCAGCCAUUGACGCUCCCUCCCUUGGGGGAGGGGGGGCUCUCGCCCAGACCACCACAGCCACCCCCGCCCCGCAGAGUGCGGGAAGACUGCACGUCACCACCACCACCCCCUCCAAACUCCCAACCCUCCCGAGGUGGGCAGUCAAUGCCACUCUCCCGGGGCACCAAACCCUAUACGUGACAGGACCGGAGGUCUCCGCUGCCUCAGUCAUGUUCCAAACCUCUCAUUUCCUCUUGUUUGAGAAUCGGGGAAAAAUAACUUGCUCUAACUUUCUGUAAAAAAAAGCCUAAGUUGUACAUAUGUGUACAGAUAUUUCUAAAACUCCCUUAUUUUCUAUGCACUUUUUUAUUUAAGAAAUGGUUUCCUUAAUAAAGAUGUUAAGUUGUUCAGAGUUACAUGAGGUAACAUCGUGGUCAUUCGAAUUGUGAUCCGGCAGGAGCGCCCUUCUGUGGC
Pristis pectinata (smalltooth sawfish) is the source of this 9722-nucleotide messenger RNA. RefSeq names its product histone-lysine N-methyltransferase 2B-like. Gene Ontology annotation, molecular function: zinc ion binding; histone H3K4 methyltransferase activity; DNA binding. Gene Ontology annotation, cellular component: nucleus; histone methyltransferase complex. Bases 1 to 8421 code for a protein of 2806 amino acids. Lineage: Eukaryota; Metazoa; Chordata; Chondrichthyes; Rhinopristiformes; Pristidae. The record is from RefSeq and is a predicted model, not a curated record. Gene Ontology annotation, biological process: positive regulation of DNA-templated transcription. The transcript has 42 exons.